AUGGCUUCCCCGGCGUCCUCUGCUUCCGGUGACCUCAACCCGUUCGCCGUCCUUGAGCCACCCACCGCUGCAGCCCUCCGCCAUGUCCCAAUUCAUGACCACAUCCCCAUCACCCUCGACCUACACACUCCCUCCUUCUCCACCUGGCGUACGUAUUUCUCUCUGACGUUCCGCGAGUUCGGCAUCCGCAACCACGUCGACGGAUCAGUGGAUGCCAUGGCCAUGCAGCAUGAUGUCCACUGGCUCGCUGUGGAUGCCACCAUCGUCAAGUGGCUCUAUCGCACGGUGUCUCGCGAGAUUCUCCCGCACAUCAUCCGCGACAACGACACCGCGCUGGGCGCCUGGACCUCCAUCUGUCAGCUCUUCCUCGACAAUCGUCUCCAGCGCCAGGUACUGUUAACCACAGAGUUCUACAGCCUGACACAGGAUGGGAUGGGGCUGUUCGACUACUGCUUGCGCCUCGAGGUCCUCGCCGACGAGCUGCGCGACGUGGGCGCGGCCGUCUCCGACGCCACCAUGCUCACGAACCUCAUUCGUGGGCUGGGUCCCGACUACGCCAACGCCGCCUCCAACCUCAACCUGCUGACGGAGCCGACCUUCGCGCGCGCCGUCAACUACCUGCGCCUCGAGGAACGGCGCAUGCGGCACGCCUCGCUGCAGCGCACCCAGACGGCCCUGGCCGUCGGCACCACGCGCGCUCCGGCCGCGCCCAACCCCGUCCCCGCGGCCCCUCAGGCGGCCGCGUCUCCACCCGGCAACACCCGCAAGAAGAAACGCGGGAACGACGGGCGUCCACGCUCCUCCGGCCAGCCUUCGGCCGGGCCUCGUCCACCAGCUCCGCCGGCUGCACUGGCGCCAUGGUUCGGCGGGGUCAACCCAUGGACGGGCGUGGUGCAUGCCUGGGCCAUGCCCCCGACGCGCGCGCCGCAUCCCGGCAUCCUCGGCCCGCGGCCCGCGGGUCAUCAGGCGCUGCUCGCCGCGCCCCAGCCCAGCGGGGUCCCUCCUUCGCCGCCCUCUUCGUGGCCGCCGGCGCCUACCUUCUUGUGA
Aegilops tauschii subsp. strangulata is the source of this 1047-nucleotide messenger RNA. The record is from RefSeq and is a predicted model, not a curated record. NCBI's taxonomy places the organism in Eukaryota, Viridiplantae, Streptophyta, Magnoliopsida, Poales, Poaceae.